AUGAAGGAAUCCAGCCUGUACCGGUUCAAGGACAUCAAGCCGGUGGUGAACGCGAAGGAGUUGGUGGACGUGGUGCUCUCCAGGACGCAGAGGAAAACGCCCACGGAAAUCCAUAAGGGAUUUAAAAUAACGAGGAUAAGGAACUUUUACAUGAGGAAGGUGAAAAUGUGCCAGGAGCUCUUCCGAGAAAAGUUACAAACCAUAAUAAAUGACUUCCCCAAGUUGGACGAUAUACAUCCUUUUUAUUCUGAUCUGGCCAAUAUCCUAUACGACAGGGACCACUACAAGUUAGCCUUGGGACAAUGUAGCUAUGCAGUGAAGUCGGUAAAACGCAUCUGUCAGGAUUAUAUUAAAUUGUUAAAGUUCAGUUCUUCUCUGUACAAAUGCAAGAUGCUAAAAAUUAGUGCGCUCGGACGUAUGUGCAAAAUGGUGAAGAAGUUACAACCCAGUUUAGUUUACUUAGAAGAAGUGAGACAGAACUUAACCCGGCUCCCAUCCAUAAACCCUCAUAAGAAAACCAUCCUCUUAGCUGGUGCACCCAAUGUAGGAAAGUCCUCCUUCAUUAAUAUCGUCUCUAGAGCAAAUGUAGAGGUGCAACCAUAUUCCUUUACGACGACAAAUUUAUACGUAGGUCAUUUCGACCAUAAGUUGAAUAGGUUCCAAGUUAUCGACACGCCAGGAUUGCUAGAUCGAUCUCUAGAAAAUAGAAACACCAUAGAAAUGACCACCAUCACUGCGUUAGCGCACAUUAACGGAGUUAUCCUUUUUAUUAUAGAUAUUAGUGAAGAAUGUGGGAUGUCCAUUAAGGAGCAGGUUAAUCUUUUUCACUCUAUUAGAACUCUCUUUCGGAACAAGUCUGUUGUCAUUGGGUUUAACAAAAUUGACAAAACGAAUUUGGACAGUCUCUCUGUGGAUAAUAAAAUGCUCAUAAAACAAAUUAUCGACGAUGCUAAGGUGCCCGUGAAGUUUUGUUCCUUCAGUACACUGACCGGGGUCGGUGUGGAGGAAGCAAAGGAGGUUGCUUGUGAUAUGCUGAAAAGUGACCAGGCUGCCGAAUUUCAACUGGAUCGAGAAAAUCUACUCAAUGCAAAGUUGGGUGAGCGCAGGGUCAACCAGGAACGGGCGCCCUUCAUUCCGGAGUCAGUCAUAAGGGAGAGGCAGGAGAGGAAAGAGCGGGAAGAACGGGAGAAAGCAGCGAAGGAUGAGGAAGCAAUGCAGGGUAACAAGGCAGACGCCGAGAAUACGGCUGAUGCAGAUGGAAACACCCUUGCUGAACAGACCGUCCCCCUCACCAUGCGCGAAGCAAAGCUGAAAAAGAAAAAUAAAUCCAGGCAGAGCUACCUGAGCAACCGCAAGGAUGACCGAGUCUUGCAAAUCGACCUGCAAAACGAACGCGGAGGCGCAGGGGUCUACUCCGUCGACGUGAGAAGCGUGUACGACAUAAAGGAGGAGCACAAAUAUGAUGUAAUCCCCGAAAUAUACAACGGAAAAAAUAUCAGCGAUUUUGUCGACUUGGAUAUAGAACAGAAGUUACUCGAGUUGGAAAAGGAAGAACAGGAACUGUUCGAUCAAGACGCAGAGAUCGACCCCAUGUGGUUUAAAACGAAAAAAAUUUUGGAGCGCAUGGCCCUCCGACUGAAGGGACUGAAACUCAGUGCCAAAUUGAAUGAAGAGAAGCAACCACUGUAUCACAAGAAAAACAAAACAAUUGACGAGAUGGGCAAAAAAUUGGAUACCCUCAAAUUGGACAAGGAGAAGGUACUCAAAAGUAUGACCGAGCGGGCCAGAAGAAAGGGCACACUAAACGGAACCGCCAAGAAUAAUGGUUCCUCCAAGGGAUCUGCAAAGAGCCUCCUCAACGCGCAGAAGGUGAAAAAGGACAUUUGCAAGAAGAAACAAAUUAAGGAUAACAUGUAUGGAGACCCAACGAAGAAGUCCAAGAUUUUCCAGAGCACAUCGACCGAGUUGCAGAGGAGAAAGGCAUACAAACUGAACAAAGCUGCGUACAGGAAAAUCGAAAAGGGAACAAAGGGCGAAGCGGACCGCUCCAUCCCGGCGAAGAAGCCGCGACAUUUGUUUUCGGGAAAGAGGUCCAUAGGUAAAACCUCCAGGCGCUAA
This is a messenger RNA of Plasmodium coatneyi, 2118 nucleotides long. RefSeq names its product Nucleolar GTP-binding protein 1. Gene Ontology annotation, cellular component: nucleolus. Bases 1 to 2118 code for a protein of 705 amino acids. Gene Ontology annotation, molecular function: GTPase activity; GTP binding; RNA binding. NCBI's taxonomy places the organism in Eukaryota, Apicomplexa, Aconoidasida, Haemosporida, Plasmodiidae. Gene Ontology annotation, biological process: ribosomal large subunit biogenesis. The record is from RefSeq and is a predicted model, not a curated record. The transcript has a single exon.